Ficedula albicollis (Collared flycatcher) is the source of this 3405-nucleotide messenger RNA. It is a transcript of the gene E2F3, whose product is annotated as E2F transcription factor 3. Gene Ontology annotation, molecular function: DNA-binding transcription factor activity, RNA polymerase II-specific; RNA polymerase II cis-regulatory region sequence-specific DNA binding; protein dimerization activity. The record is from RefSeq and is a predicted model, not a curated record. The coding region runs from base 1 to 1440 and encodes 479 amino acids. Gene Ontology annotation, biological process: regulation of transcription by RNA polymerase II. Lineage: Eukaryota; Metazoa; Chordata; Aves; Passeriformes; Muscicapidae. The transcript is spliced from 9 exons. Gene Ontology annotation, cellular component: RNA polymerase II transcription regulator complex.
AUGGCAGAGAAAGAUGCAAGAUCGUUCGGCAGCCUCCAGCAUUGUUAUGACCUGUUCAUCUGUAAAGAUGCUCUUCGUGUUGCUGCUAGUCUUGGCACACUGAAGUCCUUCCCCAUUCUCAUCUUGGACGUGCGCGGUGAGAAAUCACCGGUGCGAACCACAACUGAAAACCCCCGAGCUCUGCUCUGGAGGCAGCAGCCUUGCUCAGGUGGUGUCUUUGGGAAUGGGGGCUGGAGAUGGGAGUGUGAAGUGGCUCACUGGGGAUGUGCAGCGCCGCUAACACGGGAGCAAGCUGCCCGUGCUCGCCUGGCUGAGUGCCUGAAAGCUGAUCGUGCAGCGCUGCUAACACGGGAGCAAGCUGCCUGUGCUCGCCUGGCUGAGUGCCUGAAAGCUGAUGUGCUCCUUUCCCUGGGUGCUAGAAAUGGCUCUGCAAAACGAAGGCUGGAGCUAGGAGAAAGUGGCCACCAGUAUCUUGCGGAAGGACUGAAGACUCCAAAAGGGAAAGGAAGAGCUGCAACAAGAAGUCCAGAUAGCCCAAAAACUCCAAAAUCUCCUUCAGAAAAGACUCGGUAUGAUACAUCCCUUGGCCUUCUUACAAAGAAGUUCAUUCAGUUGCUGAGCCAAUCUCCUGAUGGGGUCCUAGAUUUGAACAGAGCAGCAGAGGUCCUCAAGGUGCAAAAAAGGAGGAUUUACGAUAUCACCAAUGUACUGGAAGGCAUCCAUCUCAUUAAGAAAAAAUCCAAAAACAACAUUCAGUGGAUGGGCUGCAGUCUGUCAGAGGACGGCGGGAUGCUAGCACAGCGCCAGGGCCUCACGAAGGAGGUGACUGAACUGACUCAGGAAGAGAAGAAGCUGGAUGAGCUAAUCCAAAGCUGUACCCUGGACCUCAAGCUGCUAACGGAGGACUCAGAGAAUCAGAGAUUAGCUUAUGUGACGUAUCAAGAUAUUCGAAAAAUUAGUGGCCUUAAAGACCAAACUGUUAUAGUUGUGAAAGCUCCUCCAGAAACAAGACUUGAAGUGCCUGACCCAGUGGAGCAGAGUGCAUUGAUACAUUUAUCUAGUACUCAAGGACCUAUUGAAGUUUAUCUGUGCCCAGAAGAAAACGAUGCCCUCAGCCCAAUGAAAACUUACAGUCAGGACCACAACGGGAAUAUUUCCAAAACCAUUUCCAAAGAAGUGGCUUCUGCUAACUCAGGACAAGGUGACUGCUCUGUAAAUAUGGCAACAAUCUCUCCAUUGGCUUCUCCAGCCAACCUUCUACAGCAGACGGAGGACCAAAUUCCCUCAAACUUUGAAGGACCAUUUGUGAAUUUGCUGCCUCCUCUGCUUCAGGAAGAUUAUUUGCUGAGCCUUGGGGAUGAAGAAGGCAUCAGUGACCUCUUUGAUGCUUACGAUUUAGAGAAACUUCCUUCACUGAUGGAUGAAUUUAUAUACAGCUGAUUGUCUUAAGUGCUGUCCAUAUCUAAACUAUGUUUUUAAUGGAAUCAAAAAACCUGCCGUCAUUCAGAGUUGUCCUCCACUUACCAUGAAAUAGCAUUAUUAAAUAGACUAGGCUCCUGAACAGUGCUGAUAUUUUAAAUGAAUACUCCCUAUAAUACCAUAAGAAACAACGGAGGGCUUUUACAGCAGAGCCUUCUCCUUGACCCCGAGCUCCAGUGCCUUGCGAGUCAGCAGGUGCAAGCAGGUGACCGUAGGAGUUUUGUCUCCACACUCCCCCAGUCUCUGCUUUCCAUGACAAGUGGGCUUAUGGAGAAGGGCUUCAUGAACUGGUUUAGUCCUAAAUAACAAUUUUGUAAUAGUAUUUCAGGUCGUGCCUUCUGCAGAGAAUGCAUGUCUUUUGAGUGUCACAACAUGGAUUGUACAUGCAGUGAACGUAAAUAUGAAGUAAUGCAAAAGAGUGGAAUGGGAUUCUUCAGCUACUUGUGGGAAUGUUUAAAUUGCUGUCCUAAUGCUCAUUUUGAGCUGUGUAUAUGUCUCAUUAUGAGGUCAAAUACUUAUGUCCUUAAAAGCUUUUAAUGAAAAGAAAAUACACUGUAAAUGUAGUGUAUAUUGCAGAUAUUGAAAAGUAUAAAGUUCUGCCACUUCUCGUAGUAAUCGCAGAUUUUUAAAAAUGCUUGUGUGUGUGUGCGUGUGUGUGUGAAAGUAGUUUUUGUUGGUUGUUUUUUUUUAAACUAGAACGAAGAUGCACAGUUCAAUUUUACUGCCCCCAGUGUGCAUUAGAACUGGUACAGGAAUUUUUGUGGUACUAAGUGGGGCUUCAUGUUAAGUGCCUACUAGAGAUGCACUGUGGGUUUUUCCCUCUAUGGAAAACACUUAUGCCAAGCUUUGUUUGUUCAAUAUAUCAUAUUUAUCUCAGUGGGUUAGCUUCUUCUGCUUACAGCUUUUUAUAAUUCUCUUCGCCAGCAAAAUGGAACUAAUUUUUUCCAAAGUACAUAACUGUAAGUACCACAUCAACUGAAUUGCAUUUAUUUUUUGAAGAUCUUUGCUAGUAUAGUAUAGUACCAAUAUUUAUUUUUUUGAACGUCAGAGGAAUUCUAAGAAGUCUUAAAUAAUUUUUUUUUUCUUGAGUGUAAAAUAUUUUGCCAUGUUCUGGGCUAAAUUAAUGUAAUGUUGAUUAGAUGAUGCCCAUAUAAUCUUUUUGUUUGCAUUACAGUUGUGCUUAUCUGACAUAACUCAGAAAAUUAGUACUAUUUGUACUGUAGUAGAAUAUUAUGUAUGCAGGUUUUCUGGUACCAUUGAGUUGCUGCUAUGAAAGCUCACACACGAAAAGGCAAGAAGUCACAGUACUAAUGAGGAAACUGUAUGACUGUGUGGGUUUUGGAAUAUAACAAAUGUAUAAAGGGCAACACAUAAAGAACUGUUAAACAGUGUUAAGUGUGUGUUUAUAUGUACAAAUGUUUGCAUAGAUCAUUCAGCAGUUGUAUUUAAUUUGAUAUAUGUUCUCAACUCACACUUUAGUUAUCUAGCAGUUUUGUACAAUAGAAUUAAUUUGUAAACACUGCCAGAAUAUUUUCUAGCUGGUUUGUAAUUUUUUAAGAGUUUUUUUAGAUGUGGAUCUGUAAAUAAAAUUGUAGUAUUUAAAGUUUUCGUCUUGUGGAAGAGGAAAAUAAAAGUUGUGUGAGCAUGAAGAUUUGUAAGACAAAGGGGCACUUUUGUGAGGGAAGAGAAAAUGAAGACUUAACGCAGACCAUCUUCUUUUUGUACAAAUUAAACACUUGUCCCAGUGUGUGUGGGCAAAAUACUAAUCUAAUUUAGCUUUGCAUUGUAUGCUAGUUUAAAAACAAAACAAAACAAACCUCUGUAAAAUACUGUAAAAAAAAAAAAGGAAAAAACCAACAAAAAAGCUUUUAUGGUGAGUUUUGUAAAUAGAUUUAUUAAAGGGUGACAUGUUCUCUAGCUGUGAUC